AGGCUGCCUCAUCUGGCACCAAUUAUCCCUGCUGCUGCCGCUGCCGCCGCCGCUGCCGCUGCUUCUGCUGCUAAACUCGGCUGCUGCCUCUGUCUUGGGGACCCCAGCACCUCUCCCCUCAGCCAUGCAGCCUGCUGUCACAGCCUCCCUCUUGGGGCUCCUCCUCCCUGCCUGGACCCUGCUGCCUUUUGCCCAGGGCCAGACCCCCAACUAUACCAGACCUGUGUUCCUGUGUGGAGGGGAUGUGACUGGGGAAUCUGGUUACGUGGCAAGUGAAAGUUUUCCCAACCUCUACCCCCCCAAUAAGGAGUGCAUCUGGACAAUAACGGUCCCUGAAGGCCAGACUGUGUCCCUCUCCUUCCGAGUUUUUGACCUGGAGCUACACCCUGCCUGCCGUUAUGAUGCUCUGGAGGUCUUUGCUGGGUCUGGAACCUCGGGCCAGCGGCUCGGACGCUUCUGUGGGACCUUCCGGCCAGCACCCAUAGUGGCCCCGGGCAACCAAGUGACCCUGAAGAUGACAGCGGAUGAGGGUACAGGAGGACGAGGCUUCCUGCUCUGGUACAGCGGGCGGGCCACCUCGAGCACUGAGCACCAAUUUUGUGGGGGGCGACUGGAAAAGGCCCAGGGAACACUGACCACGCCCAACUGGCCCGAAUCUGAUUACCCCCCGGGUAUCAGCUGUUCCUGGCACAUCAUCGCGCCCCCAAACCAGGUGAUCUCGCUGACCUUUGGGAAGUUUGACGUGGAGCCGGACACCUACUGCCGCUAUGACUCGGUCAGUGUGUUCAAUGGAGCCGUGAGUGACGACGCCAAGAGGCUGGGGAAGUUCUGCGGAGACACCGCCCCGGGUCCCAUCUCCUCCGAAGGAAAUGAGCUCCUCGUCCAGUUCGUCUCGGACCUUAGCGUCACUGCCGAUGGAUUCUCAGCCUCCUACAGGACCCUGCCGCGGGGUGCCGCCAAAGAAGGGCCAGCUCAGAGCCCGGGAGAGGAUGCCCGGCCAGGUCCCCCGCUCCUUGGCCCGGGCCCCAAGCCAGGAACCCCGCCCAAAGUCAAGCCGGAACCCCCACCUGCGGAGAAACCAAAAGCCACGCCUGAGGUCCAGGCAACCCCCGUGGGCCCUAAUGCACCCAGUGUCACCUGCCCAAAACAGUGCCGGCGGACAGGCACCUUGCAGAGCAACUUCUGUACCAGCAAUCUGGUGGUGACGGCAACAGUGAAGUCCAUGGUUCGGGGCCCAGGAGAGGGCCUUACUGUCACUGUCAGUCUCAUUGGUGUUUACAAAACUGGAGGCUUGGACCUGCCCUCUGCACCCACUGAUGCCUCCUUGAAGUUUUACGUGCCUUGCAAGCAGUGUCCCCCCAUGAAGAAAGGAGCCAGUUAUCUGCUGAUGGGCCAGGUGGAAGAGAACAGAGGUCCUAUCCUUCCUCCAGAUAGCUUUGUGGUCCUCUACCGGCCCAGCCAGGAUCAGAUCCUCACCAAUCUCAGCAAGAGGAGGUGCCCCUCUCAGCCUGUUCGGGCUGCUAGGUCCCAGGCCUGAAAUCCAGGCCAGCCUUGGCCAUUGGCCCUAGGGAUCCAUUUUUUAACCAAAUAAAUAUUCCUUGACUGAGGAAGGGAUCACAUAUCCAUUUUUAUGGUUUUGGUGCCCAUCUUGGGGAUUUCUUUUCAUUCAUUCAAUAAACUCAACAGACAUUUA
Messenger RNA from Myotis myotis, 1693 nucleotides. It is a transcript of the gene PCOLCE, whose product is annotated as procollagen C-endopeptidase enhancer. NCBI's taxonomy places the organism in Eukaryota, Metazoa, Chordata, Mammalia, Chiroptera, Vespertilionidae. Gene Ontology annotation, molecular function: protein binding. The transcript has 9 exons. The record is from RefSeq and is a predicted model, not a curated record. Bases 125 to 1537 code for a protein of 470 amino acids.